Pieris macdunnoughi is the source of this 1545-nucleotide messenger RNA. The record is from the annotation of a GenBank genome assembly. Lineage: Eukaryota; Metazoa; Arthropoda; Insecta; Lepidoptera; Pieridae.
AUGAACGGCUUAAACGGUCACACAAACGGCGAGAUGAACGGCGCCGGCGACAUCAUCACACAGAACCAACAGCGUGGCUGGUGGACUAUCGGCCUGAUCAACUCGCGAUACCGGUACCUCACCGCGGAGACCUUUGGCUUCAAGAUCAACGCCAACGGCACCAGCUUGAAGAAGAAGCAGAUUUGGACCUUGGAGCCCGCUUCGGGGAGCGCUAACGACAGCAUGAUCUACCUUCGCUCCCACCUGGACAAGUACCUUGCCGUGGACUCAUUCGGGAACGUCACCUGUGAAGCUGAUGAGAAGGAGCCCGGCAGCAAGUUUCAAAUCAGUGUCUCUGACGAUGCGUCGGGUCGUUGGGCGCUGCGCAACGUGGAGAGAGGCUAUUUCCUCGGCUCCAGUUCAGACAAGUUGACCUGCACUGCGAAGGUUCCAGGUGAUGCAGAACUUUGGCAUGUACAUUUGGCUGCCAGACCACAGGUAAACCUGCGGUCGAUCGGCCGUAAGCGAUUCGCUCAUUUGUCCGAAAGCCUGGACGAGAUUCACGUCGACGCCAAUGUUCCAUGGGGUGAAGACACCCUCUUCACAUUGGAAUUCCGCGCUGAUGAGGGUGGCAAGUACGCCUUGCACACCUGCAACAACAAGUACCUUAGCGCACCUGGAAAGCUGCUGGAUUCGUGCAGUGCGUCGUGCCUGUUUAGCGCGGAGUACCACGCGGGAGCCCUGGCGCUCCGAGACGCCGAGGGGGCUUACUUGGCGCCCAUCGGGUCCAAGGCCGUGCUCAAGACGCGCUCUACUGCCGUCACCCGCGACGAGCUCUUCUCACUCGAAGACAGCCUGCCGCAGGCCGCCUUCGUGGCUGCCCUCAACGACAAAUAUGUCUCAGUUAAACAGGGCGUCGACGUGACGGCUAACCAAGACGAGAUUUCCUCGCACGAGACCUUCCAGCUGGAGUUCGAUUGGGCGACGAAGCGCUGGUACAUCCGAACUAUGCAGGACCGUUACUGGACUCUCGAGACCGGAGGCGGCAUACAGGCCAGCGGAGACAACAAGUCUUCGAACGCGCUGUUCGAGCUGGAAUGGCAAGGAGGUGGCUCCGUGGCCUUCCGCGCCAACAACGGCAAGUACAUCACGACCAAGAGAUCGGGACAUCUCUACGCCAACACGGAUACCGUCGAAGACAACUGCAAAUAUUACUUCUACCUCAUCAACAGGCCGAUCCUGGUGCUGAAGUGCGAGCAAGGCUUCGUGGGUCCGAAGGGAGUGCGCAUGGAGUGCAACAAAGCCAACUACGAGACCAUUCAGGUGGUGCGGGGACCCAAGGGAGCGGUCUACUUCAAAGGAUCUAACAACAAGUACUGGCACGCGGACAGCGAGGCCGUCACCUGCGAUGCGGACGCGCCACAGGGAUUCCAUCUGGAGCUGCGUGAGCCGACCCGUUUGGCGAUCCGGUCCGCGGAAGACGGGCGCUACCUGGCGGCCGUCAAGAACGGCAACUUCCGCCUCGCCUCCGCCGACCUCUCCUCCGCCACGCAGUGGGAGUACUAA